This is a messenger RNA of Adelges cooleyi (spruce gall adelgid), 2345 nucleotides long. RefSeq names its product nose resistant to fluoxetine protein 6-like. The coding region runs from base 24 to 2168 and encodes 714 amino acids. Lineage: Eukaryota; Metazoa; Arthropoda; Insecta; Hemiptera; Adelgidae. The record is from RefSeq and is a predicted model, not a curated record. Gene Ontology annotation, molecular function: acyltransferase activity, transferring groups other than amino-acyl groups. The transcript is spliced from 12 exons.
AGUGUUGAUGCCCCUGAGUAACUAUGUCCUGUGCGUUCGUGAUUUUUUUAUUUAGUUUUCUGGCCGCCGUUUUUCCUAUUGAGAAUGCCUCAGUCGAUCAAAAUGCUACAAGAAAUACGUUUUUACAAAAUUCUACUUUAGACAGAAAUAAUAACACUAACCACGGCCUAGUUUAUCCCAGAGAAUGGUUGGCUGAUCUUUUUUAUCAAUCGUUGGUGACAUUUUCGGUUAAAGAUGUCGGAAGUUCAGCGUGUAAACAGCAAACACAGAUGUACUUAAGCCAUUUGAAAAAUAAUUCACGUUGGGCGGUAAAAAUGUCUGACUCAUGGGUAAAAUACCCAAAUGGACUAUUGAUUGGCCUUACACAUCAUAUUGGAGUUUAUGAUGAAUGCAUAAAUGUUCAUCAACCCGUUCAAGGUAAAUAUUGUAUGUCGAACAUCCAACUGCAUCCCGUGACAACUGGGACGAAGAAGUUCAGCCAAAAACCUGGUAACAAUGAUCCUGCUUGGGAAGAAAUACUCGGGUUUAAUGAUGUUGGCGAUCAAGUAAGACGAAACCAUGUAAAUAUUGGAAUUUGCAUACCUGAAGCGUGCACUUUUGAAGAUCUUGAGUUUGCCUUACAAAGAAAACUUGACAGUAUAUUUUUAGCACAGAAUGUUAACGCUACGGUUAAAGUCGAACCAUCAUUGUGUUCAACAAAUAAGGACGUGCAUCCGUUUGGUAUGGGAUACCAUUUAACUAGGAUUAUUUUAGGAUUAAUCUUUUUAAUAUGUUGUCUGUCAACAAUAGUUCAUCUUAUAAUACUAAAAAAACUAAAGGACAAUAAGGAAACGAGUACAUUUGUCACGUAUAUUAAAUGGUUCUCGAUUAUCCAGAAUAUGAGCGAUUUACUUAAAUACGAAAAAAAGAACCCCUUAGAUGCAUUUUAUGGAGCUAAACUUCUUUUUAUGGCCAUAGUUUUAUGCACUCAUAAAUAUUUGUACAUCGUAUGGGGUCCUCUUCAGUAUCCACCUCAAGUUGAAGAUGCAUUGAUGAAUAAAAGCCCAUCUUUAUUCGACAAUGUCUUUCAAAACCUUAUGUAUACCAGUUCAAAUGGAGUUGAUCCGUUUUUUUUUUUCAACGCAUACUUGACAUAUUUUUCACUGAAAUCGCAUUAUAAUAAGCGAAAAUCCGGUUGGAGCGAAGUGCCCAGAAAUAUACUUUAUAAAUACUUGAGAAUGGUUCCGGCAUAUGCAGCUGUUAUAUUAGUUACCAUAUAUGUUGUUCCUCACAUAAGAAGUGGACCUUUUUGGUCUUACAAAAUACAACCGGAGAUUGACAGAUGUAAACAUUAUGGGUGGACUAAUUUGUUGUUUAUCAAUAACUUUAUCGGCUACGAUAAACAGUGCCUCUUACACAGUUGGUAUAUAUCAUGUCUGCUUCAGUUCCACGUUAUUGGUGCCGUCGUGUCAUACGUGUAUUACAAGAGCAAGCGAAGAGGUUUAAUUUUGAUGUGGUUAAUGUUAAUAAUAUCAUUAAUUACACCGUUCGUUCUAACGUUCUAUAAACGAACCAUCGGAUUUGUCAAAUUAAAUUACUCGAAUUUGGAAGAUGUAUUCAAUGACUCAACGGAAUUUAAAGACUUGUACAGACCAUUCUAUACUCGAAUGACACCUUAUGCUGCUGGCCUUUUGGCAAGUGUUUUGGUCGAUAACAUUAAUGAACGAAAAAUUCAAUUUUCUAUGACAACGAGUUAUGCUGGAACUGGGGUCACAAUGAUAGUGUGUUAUUUCAUUCAAGCCUAUGCUGUAUUGUUUUAUGAUAGUACGAGACCAUAUAACCCCAUUGAGCAUGCACUGUACGCCAGCCUUAGUCAUUGCACGUACACCAUACUCUUUUUUGUUGUAGCAGUUUUCCACUCCUCGUGGGGCUACGGUUAUUUGGAAAAUGUGUUCAGUAAUCGGAUCACAGUAUUUUUUGGGAAAAUGUUGUACUCGGUGUAUCUGGUUAAUAUAGUCGUAAUCAUGUCAAUGGACUAUAGCAGAAGAUCUGCCGUUUACUUAGGAGAAGAACAAUUGUAUAAAGAAUUUGUUUAUAAUGCCGUUGCCUGUUACUUCGUUGCUAUUUUCUUAUAUUUAACUGUGGAGGCCCCCUUUGGAAGUAUUAUAAAGAAAAUUUUUUAUGGAUAAUCUUUUGCAGUUGCACGAGAAUUCAGAAAAAACUAAUUAAUAAUUACAUAUGUUAUACAGACUGCAUUUUUGAUUGUUGUUUUGUGAUACCUAUGGAUUUUUAAAUCUAAUUUUAGAAACAUUUUAAAAUUAUAUUUACUAUCUCAAUGCUGACAUAUUAUAAUUAAUCUCAAAAUA